AUGUUUCCUUCCUUUCGUCCGAAUUCCUUCAUCCUUUUCCUCUUCCUCUCCUCCCUUUUCAUCUUCUUGCUUCCUUUCACCACCACCUCGCAUGGCGUCGCAGAAGACCACGCCAAAACCCCCUCUCACACUCCAAAGAUAUGUGGCACCAACCAAAGACAUGAUGAUGCCUCCGAGCUGAAUGAAUUCUUCCCUGAAGCCGAUGAUCCCACUAUCACCCGCAUCCCAUCCGAUUCCAACGUUGGCCAACUCUCCGAUCCCUCCGCCGUGAGCCAUAUCGCCAAUCCCCUGCUUCAGCGCGCUCACACCGCGCUCCGCGCGUGGAAGAGCGCCAUCGUCUCCGACCCUCACAACUUCACUGGCAAUUGGGUCGGCGACGAUGUGUGCACCUACAACGGCAUCGUCUGCACCCCCUCGCUCGACGACCCCACCCGACACGCCGUCGCUGGCAUCGACCUCAAUAAAGCGGACCUCGAAGGCCACCUCCCCAUGGAGCUCAGCCUCUUCCACGAGGUCUCUCUCAUCCACCUCAACUCCAAUAAGUUCCGCGGCCAAAUCCCCCAGAAGCUAUCCAAGUUGGUGCACCUCCAAGAGCUCGACCUCAGCAACAACGGCUUCCACGGGCCGUUCCCGGAGGAGGUGCUCCGGCUGCCGAAUCUCAAGUACCUCGACCUCCGGUACAAUAACUUCGAAGGGGUGCUGCCGCCAGAGCUCUUCGACAAGGAUCUUGAUGCUCUGUUCAUCAACAACAACCGAUUCAACGGCACGUUGCCGAUAAACAUAGGUAACUCGAAGCUCUCUGCGAUGGUGCUAGCCAACAACAACUUCGAAGGCGGCAUUCCGAAAAGCAUAGGAAAUAUGAACCAAACUUUGAAUGAGAUCGUCAUCGGCAACAACAGCUUCAGUGGAUGCUUGCCGCUGGAGCUCGGGUCACUCAUCAACGUUGCGGUGCUGGACAUAAGUUUGAACUCGUUCACCGGAGUGUUGCCAGAGAAGAUGAUCGAGGGGUUGCAAAACGUGGAGCAACUCAAUGUCGCAAACAAUAAAUUGACAGGGACUCUGCCGCAUGGCAUAUGCCAGUUGAAGAAACUCGAUAACUUCACAUACUCUUCCAAUUACUUCAACGGCAACAGACUGGAAUGUCAGCGGCCGGGGAAGGUCGAAUUUGACCCCGGGUUGAAUUAUAUUGAUGGAGAAGAAGAAGGAGAAGAAGAAGAAGAGAGGACAAAGGAGGAAUUCGCUUUCGCGGCGUUUGAACAUUCAGCGAGUUGCAGCGAGCAGAAGAAUGAGAUACCUUCAGGGCGUUCGAGUUAUUCUCCAGCGCCUUCAUCCUUGUCACCGUCGUCGCAUCGGAUUGUAUUGGAACAGCAACCUGCUGCAUCCCUUCCGCCAGUUGGCGGGUUCGGUUAUGCAUCGCCACCACCUCCCAUGAUGAAAGAUAAUUGA
Molecule: messenger RNA, 1446 nt
Organism: Zingiber officinale
Lineage: Eukaryota; Viridiplantae; Streptophyta; Magnoliopsida; Zingiberales; Zingiberaceae
Product: leucine-rich repeat extensin-like protein 7
Exons: 1
Coding region: 1-1446 (481 amino acids)
Molecular function (GO): protein binding
Source: RefSeq, a predicted model, not a curated record